This is a messenger RNA of Protopolystoma xenopodis, 762 nucleotides long. The record is from the annotation of a GenBank genome assembly. NCBI's taxonomy places the organism in Eukaryota, Metazoa, Platyhelminthes, Monogenea, Polystomatidea, Polystomatidae.
GACGCGUCGACGACCAACGUCAUCACCGACACGACUGUCCUGCCGACCGGACUCUCUUUUCACCACAACCAUGACGACAACCUUCCGGCUGGCCAGUUUGACCCAUCCAAGCGGCCGGUAUUUCGCGUAACCGGGCGGAAAACUGCCCCAUUCCCGAGCUCGGCUGAGGCGGCAAGUAGCGUCCCAUUCCGUCUCCACCCGGGCCCGUUUGUUGCCUCUGCGAAAGCUACUACUCACACGCCCGAUGUGAGUAGUAUGCGAGGCGACAAAAAGCAUAAUAUGCUUCUGCCCAUUCUACAGUGCAGACACCUCGAGACGGCCAUUCUGUUGUGGAAGUGGUGUCCAAGUUGGCCGGCCGUGGUCUUCUGUUGGUGGUCAGAAAUGUUUACCGACGAACGUCUCGUCAGUCCAAGGUCUCGAGUCUGUCCGUGUGCGUAUGAAUGCAGCCGGCUUUCUGUAGGUACAGCCGGGCCUGAUCACCGCCACAGACCGGCCAAGUCGGCGCAGGUUCUGCCCAUGCACCCGAGCGUGUGUGCCUGGCGAGGCCUCGCGCUUGACUACGCCAAAUCUGUCCGAUCCACGAUGGAUUGCAAUUAUCUUGAAGCUGCGCAAAUCGGACCUCGAUUGUGUCCGAGACUCUCACUCAAGUUCCCGCGAGGUCGUGGCCGGCAGUCCGUUGAAUAUGAACUUUUUCCUCUUCCCCACCACACCACAACACAACACAACACACCACAACACAACACGACACACAUGCUCACAUGA